Harmonia axyridis is the source of this 1198-nucleotide messenger RNA. RefSeq lists its product as uncharacterized. The record is from RefSeq and is a predicted model, not a curated record. Lineage: Eukaryota; Metazoa; Arthropoda; Insecta; Coleoptera; Coccinellidae. The coding region runs from base 281 to 1198 and encodes 305 amino acids. The transcript is spliced from 3 exons.
AUAUAAUUGAUUUUAGGUUUUAGGAAGGAAAUACUCCUGUUGUUCGUUUUGGGAAAAGGUAGUGGUGUGCGAAUGUUGUUCAUGUACUAGUAAGCACAAGGUUUAGAUGGAGAAAAUGAGAUCCGCAGAAGGUCCUAGGAGCUUCUUCACAGUUUCAAGGUCGACCACAAGGGAAACCCCGCAACUUCUAUGUAAGCGUUAGACAAGAGUCCCUAAUCUUCCUAAAUACAUUUGCUGAAGUAUCCACCCUCAGUCUGAAACCAAAGGCCGUCAAGGAAAGAUGAAGAUCUACAGCACCGACGGUAGUUACACAGAGAACGUUCGGGACACAGAGUUCGGUUGGUCUUUCAACGACAUAGACUUAGAUUCGGGCAAUGAGAUCGGAAAGACUGAAAUAUUCGAGGUUAAGGGUAAACCCCUUCUGUUACCGAACCCGAUCAUAGAAGUGUGCGGUGUCGAGAACGCGGAGGAGUGUCAAGAACGUCCGGUGAACCUGACCAGAGAGUAUAUGUUGCGGAACUUCGUGAACAUAGACUCUCAGACGCCAACCAAAGAAGAGAUAGCAAGUCUCAUAGAGCCUUAUUCCAUCCAGAGCGGCACUUUGCUCUCUGUGGUUUCCAACGCGAAACUAUUAACGUACAAAAGUAAAUAUUUGCAACUUUUUAUUGCCGCUAGAGCUAGUGCUUACAGAUAUUUGAUAAGAGAUAAAGAGGAGAUAAAGAAAGUCGUUGAUGAAUUCAAUUUGAACGAUGCCGAGUCACACAACCCAGUAUCUAUAUUAUUGGAACUUAUUUUUACAGAUAAGCCUUCGCCCAUUGAUUACUUUUUGUUUAAUACGAAAGCUAGUGAGUCGGGUUCCUUAGUUAGGAGUUUGCUGAGGCAGAAAAGUCAAGAUGUCUUUGCCAAGGCUAAGGGUGAUGCAGAUAGCGGUGUUGCUGACAGCAUCUCCAGCAACAACAGCGAUGACAAUAUGAGGAACGAAGUUUUGGAGAUACACGAAGACCUUGAGCACAUGAACCUGACCGUAGAAAGGCUAAUCGAGAAGGCCGAGAAACUGGAGAAAGACCUCAUCCAGACCAACUACCUGGACGACCUGAUCCACCUACUCAACGGGAACGUGGACAAAGUCAAGACCAUAAAACUCCCUUUCAAGGCUUUCCUGGCCAGGGGAGAGGAACAGGUCAAUCUGGUGGUAUAA